UGCCAUAGGUCAUAUUUUGCUAUAAAUUCGGUUGCCGAGACUCUCCCUAGGUUUGCAGAACCAACCUCCCUCCGGGGCCUCUUAUAGAGAGAGAGACAAUCAAAAACCUCCUUCUUCCUUCCUCCCUCCCUCCUCCAGAGACUUUGUUGUCUCUCUCUUUUGACUUUGAGUCCUCUUUAGAAGAGCAAUGGUGACCACGUCCUCAUCUCGUACCAAGUCAAACAACUCUCUCCUUCGUUCCCAAUCACCCUCCGGUCAAUUCUGCGGCGCUUACUCCAGAACCGUCCCGUCGUCCUCUUCCUCCUCCGCAGCCUUCGCUUCCUCCACGAGCUCUACCUUCUCCUCCCCGUCCUCAUCCUUCUUCAGCAACCACCACCACCGAUCCUCCUCUCCCCCUCGCGUGAAUCUCUACACUCCUCCCCACCACCCUAUGUUUCGCUAUUCUCUCGACAGCAGAUCCAACUCUCCUCCCAACCGAUCCAUCUCCGUCUCCAAGAAACCUCAGCCUAAGGUCUCCGAGAAGACGACGGCGACGGCGACGAGGAGGAGGUGUAUGUGUUCUCCGACGACGCAUCCCGGAUCUUUCCGGUGUAGUCUCCACAAGAACGUUGCGAAUCCGCACGGGCAAGGUACGGCGUCGUAUACGGCUAACAGUUUGAAUAUGCGGCGAUCGGCGAUGACGAACUCGCUUGUGAGAAUCGGUGGGGUUGAAGGAGAGUGGGUGAGAAGAUCGUUGACAACUCUGAUAAGGCCUUCUUCGCAUCAUCUGAAAAGACGAGCUGCGUUUCAGCCUCGUCCUAGUAGGCUUUCGGUUAUGUCUAAAGCCGAGUGUGAUUGAUCUGAUCUGAUCUGGUUUUAGAUUUCAGGUUUGCUCUUCUCUUUAUUAAAAAAAAACACAGAAGGAAUCACUAUGGCGACAGAUCUGGUCAGAAAGAAGUUGAAUUAGCUGGUAAUGAAAGAUCUACGGCGAUUGUGGGAGGAGAAAUCUCAACCCUUGAGAUCGGAGUUUUGUAAAACGAACACACCAUCAUAUGUUUUUUUUUUGUUGUUGGGUGAAGAAAGAUGCGGAAGUGCAUUGUGUACAUAUACUUUAUUUUUACUCUCUGUUUUCAUGUGUUCUCUGUUUCUCUCAAAAAGUAUUGUCAGAUUACAUCUAAAAUUAAAAAAAAAAUCAGAAUAAUAUUAGAUCUGAAUCAAA
Molecule: messenger RNA, 1198 nt
Organism: Raphanus sativus (radish)
Lineage: Eukaryota; Viridiplantae; Streptophyta; Magnoliopsida; Brassicales; Brassicaceae
Exons: 1
Coding region: 188-838 (216 amino acids)
Source: RefSeq, a predicted model, not a curated record